Lathyrus sativus (Indian pea) is the source of this 417-nucleotide messenger RNA. NCBI's taxonomy places the organism in Eukaryota, Viridiplantae, Streptophyta, Magnoliopsida, Fabales, Fabaceae. The record is from the annotation of a GenBank genome assembly.
AUGGAAGAGACUUUUGAUUUGAGAAAUGAUGUAGAAUUGGCAACAUCAGUCUCUGAUAAGCAUCGCGACCUUCUGAGACCAUCUGCUCGAAGUUAUUCGAUUUUUAGAGGUCAGGCAGCAGAUGCUUCUGAUCAUGAUAGAGGCAAGUAUGCUCUGAUUCGAGACCCAGAGGACCUCCAAACUGGACUUUAUGACAAACCUCUUCCGUGUUUUGGAUGCGGAAUUGGAUGGUUCUCAUUUCUUGUUGGAUUUCUAUGUCCACCUCUGUGGUACUAUGCAACUAUUCUCUAUUUUGGAAAUUACUAUAUGAAGGAUCCUAGGGAACGUGCGGGAUUGGGAGCCUCUGCAAUUGCUGCUUUAAUAUCCUCUGUGGCAUUGCUUAUCAUAGGAGCUAUUCUUCUGUUGCAUUCACUCUGA